AUGCCUGUUGCUUAUAAAAACUUACCUAGUGCUUUAACUGGUGGAAACAAUUUCCAUGUUGAUCCGAAGGGAAAAAUCACAUUAUCUGAAUCAACAAAAGCUAAAUUAAAUGAACAAUCAAUUCCUUAUUUACCAACAUGGAAUAAAAAUGAAAAAUAUGAACCAUACGAAUUUGUUGAAUACCACGACAAAGCCUUAAAAGCUGAUAAAAAUUUACCAAAUUUAUUUCCAAAAGGUUCCAAAUACGAGAUAGAAAAUCUUUCACCUAAAUUUGGGAGUGAAAUCAAAGGUAUUCAAUUGAGUGAAUUAAAUGAUGCUGGUAAAGAUGAACUUGCUUAUCUUGCUUCCCAAAGAGGGGUUUUAGUAUUUAGAGAUCAAGACUUAAUAAGUAAAGGUCCAAAAGAAUUUACAGAUUAUGUUAGAUAUUAUGGUGAACUUCAUAUUCAUCCAGCUUCAGGUGCUCCAAAAGAUGUUCCGGAUGUUCAUAGUGUUCUUACUGGUAACACCACUAAUGAUCCUUUUGCUAAUAGAAAUCGUUUAGUUCAAAUUCAUUCCGAUGUUAGUUAUGAAUUAAAUCCAACUGUUGUUUCUUUCUUGGCUGUUACAAAUAAUCCAAAAUCUGGUGGUGGUGAUACUUUAUUUAUUGAUAAUAGAGAAGCUUAUAACCGUUUAUCUCCAUUGUUUAAAGAAAAAUUAAGUGAUUUAUAUGCUGUGCAUAGUGCUGUUGAUCAAGCUAAUCAAGCAAUUGUUAAAGGUGGUGUUGUCAGGAGACAUCCAGUUGAGAAUAUUCAUCCAGUUGUUAGAACCACCACAUCAGGUCAAAAAGUAUUAUAUGUUAAUAGUGGGUUCACAAAAAAUAUCGUGGGACUUAAAGCAGAGGAAAGCGAUUUUUUAUUAGACUUCCUUCUCCAACAUAUUAGUAAUGGUCACGACUUUCAGAUAAAGGCUCUGUACAAACCUGAUACAGUGAUCGUGUUCAAUAACAGUCUUGUAUCACACUCAAGUAUUUUGGACUUUGAGACUGAAGAUCCGCGUUUGAUUAUUCGUGUUGCUGCUAAAGGUGAACGUCCUGUUCAUGAUUUAAAAGAUUUAAAUAAACCUGAUCAAAAUAUUCUUUAUGAAGGACCAGAAUAUUUAGGUCCAAAAUUGGAAGAUCUUAAAUUGAAUUAG
This is a messenger RNA of Lodderomyces jiufengensis, 1170 nucleotides long. RefSeq lists its product as uncharacterized. Gene Ontology annotation, biological process: sulfur compound catabolic process. Lineage: Eukaryota; Fungi; Ascomycota; Pichiomycetes; Serinales; Debaryomycetaceae. Gene Ontology annotation, molecular function: sulfonate dioxygenase activity. The record is from RefSeq and is a predicted model, not a curated record. Gene Ontology annotation, cellular component: cytoplasm. The transcript has a single exon. The coding region runs from base 1 to 1170 and encodes 389 amino acids.